AUGAGCAGUGCUUUAUUGUCUUUGUAUCGAGUGUGGUGGGGUUUAGCAGGCGGUAAGCAGGUUGGAGUGCUUCUCGCCACAACAGCACUUGCGAAGGAAGAUGCAUUACUGAGACGGUUUCCGGACGGGUUUCAGUUUGGUGUUGGUACGUCCGCCUAUCAGAUCGAGGGUGGCUGGAAUGAGGAUGGUAAAGGUGAAUCGAUCUGGGACCGGCUUGCGCACGCCGUACCGUCCAAGAUCGCUGAUGGGUCUACUGGAGAUGUGGCGUGCGACAGUUACCACCAGUGGAAGCGAGACGUUGAGAUAGUGAGAGAGCUUGGCGUGCAGUACUAUCGCUUUUCGAUUUCGUGGCCCCGCAUCAUGCCGACCGGGUUGAGCAAUGCGGUGAACGUGAAAGGGCUGGAGUAUUACAGCAAUCUGAUCGACGAGCUGAUACGGAACGGUAUCAAGCCGAUGGUGACGUUGUACCAUUGGGAUCUUCCCCAACGGUUACAGGAAAUGGGUGGAUGGCUCAACCCGGACAUAGCACAGUACUUCCUCGAGUAUGCGCGGAUCGUCUUCAGUAGCUUCGGCGAUCGGGUCCAGUUGUGGACGACCAUUAACGAACCGUGGCACAUCUGUGAGAAUGGGUAUGGACGGGAGGAGAUGGCACCGGGGUACGAUUUUCCCGGCGUAAUGGCGUACAAGUGUGGCCAUAACGUUUUACGAGCGCACGCAGAAGCGGUCCAUCUUUACCGCACCUCCUUUAUGGAGCGUCAGGGUGGACAGAUCGGAAUCUCGCUCGAUGCUCGGUGGCCGGAACCGGAACAUAUGGUCUCGCCGGAUGAUUUGGAAGCUUCCGACUGGCAGCUGCAGUUCCACCUUGGUUGGUUUGCACAUCCCAUCUUUAGUGCGGAAGGAGAUUAUCCACCAAUAAUGAAGCAGCGGAUAGCGAAUUUAAGCACAGAGCAAGGUUUUCCACAGUCCCGGCUGCCCGAAUUUACGACACGUGAGCUUAACCUGCUGCGAGGAUCGUCGGAUUUCUUCGGACUCAACACCUACACGACGUCGCUGGUGCGCAAGAAUGAUCAGCAGAACUCGGCCGGCUAUCCGGUACCUUCCUACCUCCAUGAUAUGGGCGUAGUAGAAUUUUCUGAUCCCGAUUGGCCCACAGCAGAGGAAACUUCCUGGAUAAAGAUAGUGCCGUUUGGGUUGCACAAACUUCUGAACUGGAUCAAGGACAACUAUAACAGUCCGGUGAUCUACAUAACGGAGAAUGGUAUCGGUUCCGGACCCGGCACGAAAGAUCCGCAGCGUGUGCAUUACUUCAACUACUAUCUGAACGCCGUUCUGAAUGCCAUAGAAGAUGGCUGUGACGUGCGUUUGUACGUGGCUUGGAGCCUGAUGGACAAUUUCGAGUGGCGGGAUGGCUACACACAAAAGUUUGGCCUGUACUACGUGGAUUUCGACGACCCGAAGCGUACACGGUACGGCAAGUCGUCGGCCAAAGUGUUAGAACGCAUCGUGAAAACACACACCAUAGAUUUUGCUUACAUGCCGGAACCCGAUGUAUUCUUAACAGGCUUUAAAGCAGGCGGAUUCUCGCUGCUGCCGGAUCUGUUCGUGUUUGGUUUGACAACCCUGUUGGCGAUGUUUACGCGACGUGUUUAUGCGACGAUUCUCUAG
Molecule: messenger RNA, 1665 nt
Organism: Anopheles marshallii
Lineage: Eukaryota; Metazoa; Arthropoda; Insecta; Diptera; Culicidae
Product: myrosinase 1-like
Exons: 5
Coding region: 1-1665 (554 amino acids)
Biological process (GO): carbohydrate metabolic process
Molecular function (GO): beta-glucosidase activity
Source: RefSeq, a predicted model, not a curated record